Messenger RNA from Lipotes vexillifer (Yangtze River dolphin), 4770 nucleotides. RefSeq names its product maestro heat like repeat family member 2B (gene MROH2B). The record is from RefSeq and is a predicted model, not a curated record. Gene Ontology annotation, cellular component: acrosomal vesicle; cytoplasm. NCBI's taxonomy places the organism in Eukaryota, Metazoa, Chordata, Mammalia, Artiodactyla, Lipotidae.
AUGGCCAAGGACACAGAGGAAUCUGCAGAGAUUUUUGGAGAGAUUAACCUCACUCUCGGCAUGCUGAACAAGGAAGAUAAUAUUAGCAAGGAAGACAUUUAUGGUCAUCUCACUUCCGUUAUUCAGAAUACUGAUGUCUUGGAUGAUGCAAUUGUCCAAAGGUUGAUUUAUUACACUUCUAAGGACAUGAGAGAUGACAAUAUAAGUUUCAUCCUUGAUGAUGAGUCAAUCCUCAGAGAAAUCAGAAUGCUAGCUGGGGAGGUGUUGGUGUCUCUCGCUGCACAUGAUUUCAACUCUGUGAUGUAUGAAGUACAAAGUAACUUCAGGAUCCUGGAGCUACCAAAUGAAUUCGUUGUGCUUGCCCUGGCUGAACUGGCAAAGAGCUUCGUGUCCCAGAGCAUUCCCUUCAUGAUGAUGACCCUGCUCACCAUGCAAACCAUGCUCAGGCUGGCCGAGGAGGAAAGGAUGAAGGGAGCUUUCUGUAUCGCCCUUGAGAAGUUCAGCAGAGCCAUUUACAAGGAUGUCAACCACUGGAGAGACUUCCCCUACCCCAGAUUGGAUGCCAAUCGCCUCUCUGACAAAAUCUUCAUGCUGUUCCGGUAUAUCAUGGACAAGUGGGCCGCCAUGACCUUGCCCACACAAAUUUUGGCCAUCAUUAAGGCUCUCGGCCCCACAGUGAGCCUGCUGCUGCAUCAGGAAGACCUCUGUGAAUACACCCUGGGCCAGGUCCCUUGGCUCCUGAAGCAGUAUAAAGACAAAGAGAUUGAUUUCCACGUCACUCAGAGUCUAAGACAGAUACUGACCGCGGCAGUCCUUUAUGACGUUAGCCUUCCAAAGGCCUUGAGGAAGACCAUCUUUAUCAAUUUACUCCACCAGGUGUGCAGAGUUCUAGAUCCUCCAGUAAAGGAAAAUGAAAUCGAAGCUUCGGACUGUUUCCUCAUUCUAGCCCAUUCCAGCCCUGCGGACCUGAUAGAAUUUUUUGAUGAACAAAUGAGAAGUAAUAAUGAAGCCACUUGAAUGGGAAUCUUGACUUUGUUAAGAUCGGCUAUCAGUGCUGAAGAGCCCAAGUUGAGGGAUCACAUCACUUCAAUUGAAAAAACAGUCAAAGUCGUCAUGGGCGACCUCAGUAUUAAAGUGAGGAAUUCCGCCCUUCUCCUCAUCCAAACCAUGUGUGAAAAACGUUACAUUGAAGCCCAGGAAGGCUGGCCACUGAUUGACUACAUCUUCUCUCAGUUUGCAAUGUCCAACAAGAAUCUGGAGAAACCAAUAAAACCUAACUCCCAGGAGACCGAAAAGGGAGAGAAAUGUAUCCAAGAAACAAGCCUGGAGGUCCUAAAAACCCUGGACCCACUGAUCAUUGGAAUGCCUCAGGUGCUAUGGCCAAGAAUCCUGACUUUUCUGGUACCUGCAGAAUAUACGGGAACGCUGAAAUACCUGUUUAAUAUCAUCAGAAUUCUGUUUACGGCAGAGGAGAGGAAGAAGAAUAAUGCCAAGGAGUCAACAGCACUUGCCAUCUCUGCAGGAGCUGUGAAACUUCCUUCACCACAAAAGCUACAGGCCAGACUUCUGGUAAUAUCUGUGCUCGCCAGUUUAGGGAAAUUACAUGGGGUCGGUGCAAUAGGACUUUUGAAGAUAUUGCCUGAGAUAAUUCACCCAAAUUUGGUAGAGCUAUGGAAAACACACAUACCUGAGCUCCUGCAGCCUCUGGAAGGAAAGAACAUUAGUAUCGUGCUGUGGGAGACCAUGCUGCUUCAGUUGCUCAAAGAGUCAUUACGGAAGAUCAAUGACGUAGCCUGGACCAUUCAACUGAGUCGGGAUUUCAACCAGCAACUGGACAGUUACGGCAACACCUCUGUUGAGAAGAAAUUUCUUUGGAAAGCCUUGGGAACCACCUUAGCAUCCUGCCAAGACAAAGACUUUGUAAGCUCACAGAUUAAGGAAGCUCUGGCUGCUCCCAACCACCUGGGGGAUCAACGCCAGGGAAUAACAUCUAUCUUAGGAUACUGUGCCGAGAACCACUUUGAAAUUGUUUUAAAAGUUCUUAAAACAUUCCAAGGUAGGGAAAAGUUUUUCAUGAAUCGAUGCAAGGGUAUUUUCUCUGGGAAAAAGAGUCACAAGACUGACGUCAUGGUAAUCUAUGGAGCCGUGGCCCUCCAUGCUCCCAAGAGGCAGCUCCUCCCCAGGCUUGAUCAAGACAUUGUAUCCCAAGUCCUGUUUCUUUAUGGCCAGUGCUCUCAGGUUCUGGGCAUGGCUGUGAUGAACAAGGACAUGGAUCUGCAGAUGAGUUUUAUAAGAAGUAUCACGGAAAUUGGCAUUGCUGUCCAAGAUGCUGAGGAUGAGAAGUUCAAGUUUUCCUACAAGGAGGUGCUGCUGGGUUACAUGCUGGACUUCAUCAGGGACGAGCCCCUGGAUUCCUUGGCUAGCCCUGUUCGGUGGAAAGUCUUAAUCGCCAUCAGAUACCUCAGUAAACUGAAACCUCAGCUCUCACUGAAUGACCAUCUUAAUAUUCUUGAGAAGAAGCUGCUGCCCCUUCCACCUCUGGAAAAACUCAAAAAUGAAGGCAAGACAGACAAGGACACGGAGCACAUUCAGUUUCUCUACGAACAAUCCAUGGAUGCUCUGGAGAAGCUGCUGAGGACCAUGAUGUGGGAUAACGUGAAAGCAGAGGACUGUCAAGAAAUGGUCAACGUGAGUAGGGCCACUGCUCAAACUGACUCCCAUAGUCCCUAGGAAAGAGCCUUCCAGAUCACCGCGAAAGUGCUGACAAAUGAUAGUGAGGCACCAGAGAACUUUAAAAUCGGCUCACUCCUCGGCCUCCUGGUUCCUCACUCCUGUGACACCCUGCCCUCCAUCUGCCAGGCGGCUGCUAGCUCGGCUAUUAGUCUGUUCUGCAUAAAAGGCAUUCGCCUGGAAAUGGAAAGACUACAGGAUUUGCAGGAAGGGCUGCAAUGUGAUGAUGUGCAGGUCCAGAUUAAGAUUUCCUCCAAAAUAGCAAAGAUUGUCAGUAGACUCAUCCCAAGUGAAGAAAUGCUCAUGUUCCUGGGGGAAACCCUGGAUGGUCUGGAGAGCCUCAACCCCACAUGCACAAAGGCAUGUGGCAUCUCGAUGAUCGCUGCCCUGAAGGAGCAGGGAGCUGCUUUAGAAGAUCAGCUGUUGGAGAUCUUGGGCAUAACUUACCAUCACAUGCCAGUCCUCAGACAAAAGGAGGAAAGUUUUCAGUUUAUGCUGGAAGCCAUCUCCCAAAUAGCCAGCUUUCACAUGGAUGCAGUUGUUGCCAACCUUCUACAGAACCCUCUGCCCUUUGACAGGGACACAAAGACACUGUGGAAGGCUCUGGCUGAGAACCCAGACUCCAGUGGCAAACUCUUGCGAGCCUUAAUAGACAAACUGGAGAAGGAGUUAGAAGAUGACCUCGCAGGGACAGAGGCGAUCUCCGUGGCCUGUGCAAUUUAUGAAGUGGUGUCGACAGGCAACCCUGUAGCAGGCCUGUACCCAAAGCUGUUCGCCCUUUUCCUGAAGCUGGUCAGCUGCACACUGGACCAGAAGAUGCCCACGUCAACCCUAAACCGCCGCCGGGUGACGCAGCAAGGGGAGCAGCAGCAGAUCGCAGACCCCUGCAGGCUCUCGACUACAACUCUGAAGUGUGUGCAGGCCCAGGCCACAAAAGAAGGGCUGGCCAAAGAAUCUGACGAAGGGGACAACAUGUGGACCCUCCUCAGCAGUCCCAGUAGGCACCACAUAGGAAUCUGUGCACUGGCCAGGAGCAUGGCAGCAUGGCAACAGAGACUCAUUCCGGACAUCACGGAACAACUCUUCCCGUCCCUGACCUCCUCCUCGGAGAACUACCGGAUAACGGGCGCAGCUUUCUUCUCUGAGCUCAUGAAGGAGCCAAUCCUUUGGAAGCACGGGAAUCUACGGGAUGUGCUGAUCUUGAUGGAUCAGAGUGCCUGGGACUCCAACGCCAUUCUGAGGCCAAUGGCCAUCUGAGGGCUCGGUAAUACCACUUCUGGAGCCCCUCACAAGGUAAAAGGACACAAGCAGAUAAUGUUAGAAUCUAUCGUCAGAGGCCUCUAUCACCUGGCCCGCACCAAGGUCAUCUGUGAAAGCUUGAAGGCUCUAAAAAAGAUCCUGGAGCUGCUCACAGACCGAGAUGUAAGCUUCUACUUCAAAGAAAUAGUGCUGCAAACAAGAACCUUCUUUGAAGACGAGCAGGAUGGUGUGAGGCUGACUGCCAUCCUCUUAUUUGAGAAUCUGGCAUCCCUAACAGGAAGAAGGUGGAAGAUUUUUUUUGCUGAAGAAAUAAAAAAGAGCAUGAUUUCGUUCCUUCUCCACCUCUGGGAUCUCAAUCCCAGGAUUAGAACUGCUUGCCGUGAUGUCCUGAUCAUCUGCAUUCCUUUUCUGGGCCUCCAGGAACUCUAUGGGGUAUUAGAUCAUCUCAUUGAUGGUCAGGAUCUACCAAGGGCCAGGGAUUUCUACAGGCAAUUCUGUGUGAAGCUGGCAAAGAAAAAACAAGAAAUCCUGUGGAUCCUCCACACACACUCAUUCACCUUCAGCAGCAGCUGGGAGCUGAUUAGGAGCACAGCCACCAAAUUCAGAGAUGCCACUGUUCUCAAUCUGACCUACCAAUAUGUGGAGUUAAUAGACAGAGAACAGCUGACCACACGACUCCAAGCACUUCGAAAAGACCCCUGCAUGAGUGUCCAGAGAGCAGCCGAAGCUGCCUUGCAGACCCUCUUGAGAAGGUGCAAAGAGAUGAGCAUCCAUCCGUAA